Messenger RNA from Andrographis paniculata, 3519 nucleotides. RefSeq names its product transcription factor GTE4-like. Gene Ontology annotation, molecular function: protein binding. The record is from RefSeq and is a predicted model, not a curated record. Bases 517 to 3183 code for a protein of 888 amino acids. The transcript is spliced from 5 exons. NCBI's taxonomy places the organism in Eukaryota, Viridiplantae, Streptophyta, Magnoliopsida, Lamiales, Acanthaceae.
UUUUUUUAAAAAAUCUUAUUAUUAUUAUUAUUUUUUUUCUAGAGAGAGAAAGAGAUGAGUGGAGUUCGGAUCAAAGAACACAACAACGCUCGCCUCCCUCGUUUCUUCUCUUGUGCCCACGAACCCUAGAUUCCGUAAUCGGUUUUUGUUUUUUUUUUGGUUUUUCCCCUGUUUUAUUUACUGUUUGUGUUAAUUAUCUUCGUUUUUAUUUCGUCUGCUGUUAGGAUCUCGACCUUCGUUUUUUUAUUUUUUUUGGCUCCUGUUUUCUGGUGCUGUAGAAGUUGGAUCUGAGCGGUAUAUGUGAAAGUAUACGCGUUUUCUGAUCUAUCCGAGCUCGAUUUUCUCUUCUACUGCCGCCUCUAGUGAUUAUUGUUGCCCUUUGUUUGUAUGUUCGUUGUCCAUUUUUAGGGUUUUUGAAACCCUAAUUUUGUUGAAUCAUGUUAUCUAUCGGUACUUGAGGAGGUCGAUUUGGGGGAAAUUAGGGGUUUUAUUAUUCAGUGAUUGGUGAUUACAUGUAUGGAUUCGGGGAGUUUAGGGGAUUCUGACGAGGAUUUGAAGUAUUUGAGGCGUCGGUCGACGGAGAAGAAUCGUAUAGUUUAUACCCGAAGGUCGAAAAAAGCCCUUAAAUCCUCCAAUAAUAACGAUACUGCCCCUGCUACUUGCUCCACCGGUAACCUCACCUCCUCUGCCCCUUCCACCUCCGCCGCGAAUCCUACCUCUUCAGUCACCGAUGUUUCCCCCGCAGAAGUUAACAACGCUGUUGCUGCCGGACUUUCUCCCGCUCGUAUCAAUGAGGGUCCCAAGUAUUGUGACACCGCUUCCCCUCUUCUGCCUGUUAUAAAUGGAAAUCUUGCUGGGACAGGAACAGCCUCACCCUCAAGAUUAGUCGGGGACAAUGUUGAGGAGUCAUUGGGAGCUACAGUUGGAAGGGAGGGUGACCCUCAGAAAUCUCCUUCUCUAGCGGAGGUUCUCCAGCGUGGGUCACCUGGCAAAGAUGCGGAUUCUUCUGGCCAGCUGAUGCUGGACGAACAGCAACAGCCCCGAGAAGAAAUGCCUUCAUUGUUGGAGGAUGAAAGUUCAGCACAGGUUCGGGUGCAUGAGGAUUGUGGUAGCCUAACUGAUGGGAAGCAGAAUGUUAGUGAGGGUAAGAAUUUGGAAAAAUCAACACCUGUUCACAGUGAAAUUCAGCAGAUGAGUGAUGACAGGCUUCCUAGUUUGAAGGAGCAACCAACAUUUCCAAGUGAAAAUGAUCAGUCAAUUGACAAAGGGCUUGCAGCAUCAGAUCUGCUCGCUGGGAAUGAGUCCCUGAAUGACAAAGAGCCAGUGACAGGUUCGAUUGCAGUUGUUCUCCCGUCUUCUGUGUCAACGGUUUCACCUCAAGUCCCAGAAGGUAAUGCUCCAGCAAUCGCUACUGUUGCGGCAAAGCCACUAGUGGUAUCUAGUGUUGAUGAUAGAAUUAGAAUUAAUUUAUGUAAUGGAACCCCAAAGGCUGAUAUUAAGGAGCUCAAGAAGAAGCUAGAGUUAGAGCUUAAUCAGGUUAGGCGGUUAGUUAAACAGUUUGAAUCAAAGGAGUUACAUCUUGCUUCAUAUAAUACUCAGAUUAGCAAAAGCAAUAUUAGUAUGAAUAGCAGUUAUGUAGAGCCUGAGGAUGCUCCUAUUGGUGGUUAUAGUCAACCUCAACCUCAGCAUUCCCAAAAUGAGGUUGUAAACCGGAGGGUGUUGGUGAGGAUGAAUUCAGAGAUGGGUGUCAAGAAGCACAAAGAAUCCAGGCCUGCUUCAUUAGUGAGAGUUAAUUCUGAUAUGGGUGCAGCCCGGAAUCUAGAAUCACGGCCAUAUAGGCGGCAGCUCACUGUUGCAUUAAUGGAAACCAGUGACCCAGGUGUGGAGAAGGAGAAAAGGACCCCAAAGGCAAAUCAGUAUUACAGGAAUUCAGAGUUUCUUUUGGGAAAAGACAGACUGCCUCCUGAAAAUACUAAGAGACACAAGUCAAACAAUGGGAGGAAACACAGUAGAGAAGCUGGAUUUGCAUUUGGCUUUGGGUUCGAUAAAAACAGGAAUAGGUUGUUUAGAAGCUGUGGCAGUUUACUCCAGAGACUAAUGAAGCACAAGUUUGGUUGGGUUUUCAAUGAACCUGUAGAUGCUAAGGCCCUGGGAUUGAUUGAUUACCAUGACAUCAUUAAGCAUCCCAUGGAUUUGGGUACAAUUAAGACAAGAUUGGCGCAGAAUUGGUAUAAGUCCCCGGGCGAGUUUGCUGAGGAUGUUAGACUUGUCUUUCGCAAUGCCAUGACAUAUAAUCCAAAGGGACAAGAUGUCCAUGUCAUGGCAGAACAACUGCUGCAGACUUUUGAAGAGAGAUGGGCAAUUAUAGAGGCUGAAUAUAAUCCUUAUUGGAAAUACCAAAUGUAUCCAGACGGAGGGUUGUAUACCUCCCCUUCCAGAAAGGCACCCCCCCAGUCUCAUCGAUUUUCAGCUGUAGACUCGGCCUCAGCUCCCAUUCCUGCUUUUAUACCGUCUGCUGUCCAUGGCCCUGCAUAUGUACCUGCUGCCGCCGCCUCACAGAUGAGGAAUUCUAAUGAACCUGAGCCGAUGUCAUCAACUAUGGUAAUCGAUCCUAAAAUUCAACGGCCUUAUUUUGGAAGGACCCCAGCACCCAGGAAACCUAAAGCAAAGGAUCCCAACAAGAGGGACAUGACUUAUGAUGAGAAGCAGAGACUUAGUACGAAUUUGCAGGGUUUACCUCCUGAAAAGCUUGAUGCAGUCAUCCAGAUUAUCAAGAAGAGGAAUACUGCAGUUUCUCAGAAUGACGACGAGAUUGAGGUGGACAUAGAUAGUGUGGAUACUGAAACACUAUGGGAGCUUGACAGGUUUGUAACCAAUUACAAGAAAAGCUUGAGCAAAAACAAAAGGAGAGCUGAACUCGCUCUUCAGGCAAGAAUGGCUGCAAAUCAGAGUACUGGAGGGAUGAAUUCCACUCUGCCAUCAACUGAAAAAUAUGCUGCAACUGGAGCAGCAACUGAAAAGGGAACUGCUCCUCCACCUGAAGGUGAAAAAGAGAGAGAUAGCAGAAGCAGGUCCAGCAGUUCAAACAGUUCCAGCAGUGAUUCUGGCUCGUCUUCGAGUGAUUCAGAUAGCGAGAGUUCCUCUGCAGACGGAUCAGAUGCAGAGCACACGCCGAGGACAUGAACAAAAUGAUUCAGGACUGUUGGGAGAAUGAUGGCUUUUUCCGGGGCAUUCUGUAGGUUUAAUAGUUUUCUGUGCCAUCAUUCUACUUGCACAAUCUUCGAUUUGAGGAGUGGGUCUUUUGUUUUAAGGCAAUACUUUUGUUAUCAGCAGCCUCGGCUCAAACGGACAGAUGAGUGAAUGCGCUUCUGUAAGUGUAGGUGGUUUGUAUUCCUGUUUUAGCACAAUGUAUUGAUGUAGCCUCCUUGUAUAUGUAGCUUAGGGAUAUGCUGUAGUAUAGAUUUCUCUAGUAUGAAAAUUGCACAUGAUUUGAAUUCAUGCAUUCAAAUAUUCACCUGA